CCGCGUUGCUUGGGUUUUGAGAAAAUGGCGGUGCAGUGUAAGGCUUUCGCAUAGUUCGGCGUGUUCGUAUUUAUUUUCUUUGAAAACUUAUCAAUUUACAUAUUUAAGUGGCCAUUUAACCGGCAAAAUUUGAGGAAAGCGUCGUCGGCCCCUCCGUGACCUUUUUCAUGUCGAACUGUCAGUGAUACAGUAACAUUUUGUACUCGGCAUCGCGGGGUGCUUGUAUACCGGAGCCUAACAAGUUCUUAGAAAGAAAUCAACGAAGACAGAGGGAGUAUGUAAGUCAAGAUGAACACGAGCAAAUGAAUUUCAUUGCACUGAAAAAUGAUCCAUAUCCAGGUGGUUUUUGUAGAACCUUAAAGUGUUUUAAAUCACAACUCAGGUUGAAAUCAAGGAAAUCAAAAGAGAUUUAUUAAGAAAGAAACAUAUAUACACAAUUUUUACUGAGAGAGGCUCGGAGACAAUAUGGAGAAAGGAAGAUUUGUGAGAGAUGGAAGAGACUCUGGUCGUGGUCGUGGGAGAUGGAACACAGAAGGUCCUACUCGGGGUCGAUUCCGUGGUGGUGACCGCUCAAGUUGGGGAAAUCAUGGGGGACGUGACCAACGUGAUCAGCGCGAUCGCAGGUAUCGGAGCCCUCAAGGUAGAAGAUCAAGGUCUCAUUCACCACACCGUAAAAGAAUGAGAUCACGUUCGACGUCUUCACGGUCAAGAUCUUCAAGUGGCUCUCCAGCCCGAAACCGGAGAAAUUACAGCCGUAGUACUUCUCCACGGAAUCGAGGACGCAAUGCAAGUCAUUCCCGUAGCAAGUCUCCACCCAAUAGGCCACAUAUGUCAACAUCCGGCUACGCACCACAGGUACAGCAGUCUUCAUCAUACCCUUCUUAUAAUGAGGAUCCCUUCCGUGGGCCUCAACCACCAGGCGUCGACUCUCCAGUUAUUCGCCAGCAGUAUGCAGCACCAUUCCAACAUACCUCAAUCCCUCCCCCAGGAGUCCCUCCACCUCAAGGACAUCCUCCUGGGCCACCUCCAGGUUACCCAGGAUAUGACAGUUACUACCAGCACCAACCUCCUCCAUCACUGUAUCCACCUGGAGUCCCGGACUAUAUUGCUACACAGGCACCAUCUACAAUGACUUGGUCUGCACCUGAAUAUUCACUCCCUUCUUCAGCACAUUUAACUGAUAUGAAGCACAACAGUAAUGCUGCUCCUGCACCAGUACCAGUGCCUGUACCCAUCCCUCAACCUUCACAUGACUCGAGCAGCAUUAACAUACCUCCGCCACCAGGAACUGGAGAGGAAUCGCACAAGAAAGAAGCCAUUGAGCGUGAACUACGAACCCAGAAAGAAAAUUUGGUUGCGCAGCGAGAGGAAUACAUAAGGAAAUCCAAGGUCUUUGAACGUGAACUAGGACUGCUUCGUGGCCAAGAGGAGGAACUAUCAGCUGAAAAUUCUCGAGAUAAUGAAAGAAUUAUUCAUGAAAAUCAUAAACUCCAGGUGGAAAUUCAAAACAAAUUAAAGGCUAUCAACAAUGUUAUUGACAUGUUGACUGGCAUAAUAGGUGAUAGCAAAGAACUUGCUCAGAAGAGGGUGGAAAUGGAAGCAGAAAAAGGUAACAAGAAGAAGCCUAAGAGUCCACAUUCACGCUCACAGUCCAGUGGACAAGGAAGGUCAAGGUCCUCAUCAUCUAGUGAUUCAUCUGCUGAUGAAAGUAAGGAAAAAAAGAAACAGGAAAUCAUAUCUCCUGAAGAGGAUUUUCAAAAGUACAAUUACAUUCACUUUGAUCCGGAAAAUCACUGGUGCAGAGUUUGUAAUGUGUUUCCCCGUACUGCUAAGGAAUAUUUGCAUCAUCUGCACAGCGCUGAGCACAAAGAUCAAAUCACGGUACGUAAAUUGGUUGACAUGCCAUGGCAUAAGGAUCAUCCAGCAGAGGAAGUCCCUCAAGUACCUGGAGCUCCAACGAAGAGGACUCCCAUUAAAGGUAUUGUACCACAUGGUAUUGUUUUGUAGUGUUGUAGACCUUUGCAGACUAAUAUGAAAUCAUCGAAGAGAAUUUUCAAAGAAAAUCAACACUGACCCUGGAUCUGUAAGUAAUUUUGUGUUUGUGAAACUAUUUGAAGUUAACUGCAUGAAAUAUGCAGUGCUUCUGGUUGAAAUGUGGUAAGAGGUGAUGUGUCUCUUAUGGCAGCACAAUACGUGCAUUUCUACAAUCCACUUGAGAAGUCAGACUUUUUUCCAUGGACUCUUCAGAUGCAAGAAAUUUUUUGUUUUCUUUUUGUCAAACCAGUGUUCCAAGAU
Molecule: messenger RNA, 2295 nt
Organism: Frankliniella occidentalis (western flower thrips)
Lineage: Eukaryota; Metazoa; Arthropoda; Insecta; Thysanoptera; Thripidae
Product: zinc finger matrin-type protein CG9776
Exons: 11
Coding region: 466-2007 (513 amino acids)
Biological process (GO): positive regulation of DNA-templated transcription; negative regulation of DNA-templated transcription
Cellular component (GO): nucleoplasm
Source: RefSeq, a predicted model, not a curated record